This is a messenger RNA of Piliocolobus tephrosceles (Ugandan red Colobus), 1021 nucleotides long. RefSeq names its product proteinase 3 (gene PRTN3). Gene Ontology annotation, molecular function: serine-type endopeptidase activity. The record is from RefSeq and is a predicted model, not a curated record. Lineage: Eukaryota; Metazoa; Chordata; Mammalia; Primates; Cercopithecidae. Gene Ontology annotation, biological process: proteolysis. The transcript has 4 exons. The coding region runs from base 160 to 807 and encodes 215 amino acids.
CGAGGGGGUUGCAGGCGGGGAGACCCCCGGGCCUGCUCUGCCAUCCCCGCUUCCCCUGCAGCCUGGGGGCUCCCUGACGCCUGGACUCUCCCCGCAGGGGCUGCCCGGGCUGCGGAGAUCGUGGGCGGGCGCGAGGCGCAGCCACACUCCCGGCCCUACAUGGCCUCGCUGCAGAUACAGAGGGACCUGGGCAGCCACUUCUGCGGGGGCACCUUGGUCCACCCCAGCUUCGUGCUGACGGCCGCGCACUGCCUGCAGGACAUCCCGCACCGCCUGGUGAACGUGGUGCUCGGAGCCCACAACGUGCGCACUCAGGAGCCCAGCCAGCAGCACUUCUCGGUGGCGCAGGUGUUUCAGAACAACUACGACGCUGAGAACAAACUCAACGACGUUCUCCUCAUCCAGCUGAACCGUCCGGCCAACCUCAGCGCCUCCGUCGCCACAGUCCAGCUGCCACAGCAGGACCAGUCAGUGCCCCACGGCACCCAGUGCCUGGCCAUGGGCUGGGGCCGCGUGGGCACCCUCGACCCCCCAGCCCAAGUCCUGCAGGAGCUCAAUGUCACCGUGGUCACCUUCCUGUGCCGGCCACACAACGUGUGCACUUUCGUCCCUCGCCGUAGUGCCGGCAUCUGCUUUGGAGACUCAGGUGGCCCCCUGAUCUGUGACGGCGUCAUCCAGGGAGUAGACUCCUUUGUGAUCCGGGAAUGCGCCACCCGCCAGUUCCCCGACUUCUUCGCACGGGUGGCCCUCUACGUGGACUGGAUCCGUUCCAUACUGCUCCGCGUGGGGGCCGAGGGCCGCCCCUGAGCCGCCUCCACAGCACUGGCCGGCACCGAGCCUGGCUCCAAACCCUCGAGGGGGAUCUUUGGACAGAAGCAGCUCUUCUCGGAACACUGCCUCCUCCACCCGGGGCCGGGACGGCCCCACCCGUCCCCCCACACUCCCUCCCACGGGGCUCUGGGAGACAGGCCGGCCCUGCACCUCUCCCCACCGUGACCUCAAUAAACGUUGAAACUCCCCC